UGUUUUCACUUUUUUUUUUUUCUUCCCUCUGCACAGAUGAUUCGAGACUGGGUGAUCUACACCACCAACCUGACGUACAGCCCAACCUCCUCCAUCCCAAUCAUCAGAACCAACCCAGCUGUGGUCCCCAUAAUGUGCUUCUACUACCGGCACGGUAAUGUGAGCAGCCAAGCCAUUAAGCCAACCUGGGUUCCGUUCAGCACCACUGUGUCCUCAGAAGAAAGGCUGUCCUUCUCUUUGGUCCUGAUGACUGAGGACUGGAGUGGUCCCAGAGUUCUCCCAUCUACCAGCUUGGAGAUAGUAUCCACAUACAGGCCUCUGUGGAUACUCAGAACCAAAUUGCCAUGAUCGUGUAUGUUGACCGAUGUGUGGCCACCAUAUCUCCUGAUGCCACCUCUUCUCCAAGUUAUGACCUUAUUUCAGACAAUGGCUGUCUGGUGGAUGGAACACAAGCUGACUCCUCCUCAGCCUUCAUCAUUCCAAGGGUCCAGUCAAACACUCUACAGUUCACGGUGGAUGCCUUUCGAUUCCUAGGAAAUGAUGCAUCUCUGAUCUAUAUAACCUGUUACCUGAGAGCUGCUGCUGCCACCCAGGUUCCUGAUCCCAUGAACAAGGCCUGUUCCUAUAGCAAAGCUGCAAACAGCUGGUCUGCAGUUGAGGGCCCCAGCAGUAUCUGUCAGUGUUGUGGGACACCAGGCACCUGCAGAAACCCUACUGGCCCAACAGGAGGAAGGAGCCAAUUUAGAAGACCAAGAGCCUUUGGGAAGAGGGAAGCCUUGGAUGAACCAAACAUGGAAGAGGAACAAUCGGUGACUUCUCUGGGACCUCUGCUUGUGAUUGGGCCACAACAAAGUGACAUCACAGCUGCAGUGAAGGAGGGGCCUGCCCCCACAGAGCUCUGGUGGUUGGUGGCUGUGGGAUGUCUCAGUCUUCUAGUAGUUGCUGUGUGCACGGUGCUCAUCGUGAAGUCUCUGAAAAAGCCGCAAUGUGUACUGUCUGUGCAAAAAUAA
This is a messenger RNA of Staurois parvus, 1010 nucleotides long. The record is from the annotation of a GenBank genome assembly. NCBI's taxonomy places the organism in Eukaryota, Metazoa, Chordata, Amphibia, Anura, Ranidae.